AUGAUAAGAAUCGUAGCUGAGUGUCACCUAGAGGGUCGUGAAUGUAUUAUGGUUACCAGUGGAGCAGUGGCAUUUGGAAAACAAAAGUUGACCCACGAAUUAUUAAUGUCGUUGAGUAUGCGAGAGACACUGUCGCCUAAUGACCACGCUAGAAAAGAUGUUAGGACAUUGCUGAAGGCUAGAGCUGCAGCGGCUGUGGGUCAAUCCGGGCUCAUGUCUUUGUACGAUGCCAUGUUUUCACAAUACGGUGUUAAGAUCGCUCAGGUCUUAGUCACCAAGCCUGAUUUCUACAACGACGAGACACGGAAAAACCUAUUCAGCACGUUGUCGGAACUAAUCAGUAUGAAUAUCGUUCCCAUUAUCAACACGAACGACGCAGUGACACCUCCGCCACAGAAUGACGACCUCAUUAAAUCUAAAGGAAAGAAGGUUAUCAGCAUCAAGGAUAAUGACAGUUUGGCCGCUAUGUUAGCUGCCGAAGUCAAUGCAGACUUACUCAUUUUGAUGUCGGAUGUGGACGGUAUCUUUACGCGACCACCAAAACAGGAAGGGGCGAAAAUGAUUUGGACAUACAACAGCGAUAUGGCGGACGUUAUACAGUUUGGCAAAAAGUCAACUGUCGGUACAGGGGGCAUGGAUUCCAAGGURCAAGCGGCCACGUGGGCRUUGAAUAGAGGAGUUUCUGUAGUAAUCUGUAAUGGCAUGCAAGAAAAAGCUAUUAAGUYAAUUGUGCUCGGUCGAAAAAUUGGCACAUUUUUCACCAAUGCCCCUACUGCUAAUGCCACUCCAGUUGAAACACUAGCUGAAAAUGCACGUUACGGAAGUCGCGUCUUGCAAAAGUUACCAGCUGUAGACCGUGCAAGUGCAAUUAAUGCAUUAGCUGAUUUGUUGAUAAGUAAACAAGCAAUUAUAUUGGACGCCAAUGAAAAAGAUAUAGCUAUAGCUACCAAGGAAGGGACAGCUGCUCCUCUGAUCAGCCGAUUAUCUUUGACACCAGCUAAACUUAAGAGUCUAGCCACAGGUCUUAAACAAAUAGCUGAGACUAGUCACACAAAUGUUGGAAAGGUAUUAAAAAGGACCAAGAUUUCAGAAAAUUUAGAUUUAACUCAAGUCACAGUUCCCAUCGGUGUUCUUCUUGUCAUUUUUGAAUCUCGCCCUGAUUGUUUGCCCCAGGUAGCUGCUUUGGCGCUGAGCUCGGCAAAUGGACUUUUAUUGAAGGGAGGCAAAGAGGCGUCRCACAGUAACAAAGCGCUCAUGGAUAUAGUCAAAGAAGCAUUGGCCACGGUUGGUGCCCAGGACGCUAUAUCGUUGGUGUCGACCCGCGAAGAGAUCAGUGAUUUAUUAGCCAUGGAGAACCACAUCGAUCUUAUUAUUCCCCGUGGAUCUAGCGAUUUGGUUCGUAGUAUACAGGAUCAAUGUGCGCACAUCCCAGUAUUAGGACACGCUGAAGGAAUAUGCCACGUGUACGUAGACAAGGACGCCAAUUUGGAUAAAGCUCUAACUAUAAUUCGUGACUCCAAGUGCGAUUACCCUGCCGCAUGUAACGCGAUGGAAACUCUCCUAAUCCACGAAGAUUUGUUCGGAGGACCGUUCUUCAAUGAAGUCUGUGAUAUGUUAAAGAAAGAAAAUGUGCAACUAUUUUCUGGUCCAAAAUUAUCGUCCCGUUUAACUUUUGGUCCACCCCAAGCUAAAUCUCUAAAACACGAAUACGGCGAGUUAGCUUGUACAAUCGAAUUAGUCUCUGGAAUUGACUCUGCUAUUAAUCACAUACAUACAUAUGGAAGUGGUCAUACAGAAGUUAUCAUUACUGAAAAUGACGAAUCCGCUAAGAAAUUCCAAAGAGAUGUUGAUAGUGCUUGUGUAUUCCAUAAUGCUAGCUCAAGGUUCGCAGAUGGAUUUAGAUUUGGUUUGGGCGCCGAGGUAGGCAUCAGUACGGCCAGAAUACACGCACGUGGUCCCGUAGGCGUUGAAGGUCUUCUGACGACCAAGUGGAUACUGAAGGGCGAUGGUCAUGCAGCAGCCGAGUUCGCAGAAGGCGGUAGCAGAACUUACGUGCACGAACACUUGCCCACUGAUAACUAGCAACCACCUGCGAACAAAACGAGAAAAUCGCUAUGCGAGCUCUUUUACGCUAUAGCCGUAAAGGCGACCAAAAUGUUUUUAGUCCAGAAACUUCGAAAAUCAGACGAAUAACAACAGUUUUUUUUAUCAUUAUUGCACUGGACAGGUUUCGCUCCUCCCGCUCCCUCCAAUAAAUUAUUAUAUUAUUAUAACGUUAUACUAUAUUCUUGUCYAACACGUAAAUUAAUAUGAUACCUAUAAAUUAUAUUGUCGCGUGUGUUAGCUUAUAUUAUUAUUAUUGUUAUGUUUGUUACAAUCUAGAUUUUUAAAUGGCUGUUUAUGUAUAUAAAAUAUUUUAAUAUUGAAACACCAACUAUUUCAAUAACUGCAUGUAAAGAUUUUUUCACAGCGCAGUCUCUACAUUAAUGUUAUCAUUAAAUUAUUGUAAUUUUUAAGUAAAAACUGAAUAUCCUCGAAUCGUACUCUCAUGAAUUCUUAAAGCUGUGGGUGGUGGGUGCGAGUGUUUUGCAUGUAACUUUGGUUUCUUUCAUGUUAGGUACCUUUAAUAAUCUGGAAUAUUUGUCUACUAUUUUGUUAUACGCAAUAUUUUUUAUGUAAACGUGUUUAAUAUUUUUCAAGAACAAUAAUUAUGAUUUAUCAUUCAACAGUGA
Molecule: messenger RNA, 2732 nt
Organism: Diuraphis noxia (Russian wheat aphid)
Lineage: Eukaryota; Metazoa; Arthropoda; Insecta; Hemiptera; Aphididae
Gene: P5CS
Product: Delta[1]-pyrroline-5-carboxylate synthase
Cellular component (GO): mitochondrion; cytoplasm
Molecular function (GO): ATP binding; glutamate-5-semialdehyde dehydrogenase (NADP+) activity; glutamate 5-kinase activity
Source: RefSeq, a predicted model, not a curated record